UCCCUUCUUCUCCUCUCCUCUCCGUCGAGCUUAGAGUAUCUCCCAAAAAUGGCGUCGACGGUAGGAGUUCCAUCACUUUACCAAGUUCCUCACCUUGAAAUCUCCAAACCCAAUUCCAAAAAGAGGUCUAAUUGCUUAUCUUUAUCUCUUGAUAAGCCUUUCUUCACUCCUCCUAUCUCUCUUGCUCGUAGAACUCGUCUUAUCCACUCCUCUUCUCUUCUUGUUCCUUCUGCUGUUGCUACCCCUAAUUCUGUUCUUAGUGAAGAAGCUUUCAAAAGUCUUGGUCUUUCUGACCAUGACGAAUAUGACCUUGACGGUGACAACAACGUUGAAGCUGAUGAUGGUGAAGAACUUGCUAUCUCUAAACUUAGUUUGCCUCAGCGUCUUGAAGAGUCUCUUGAAAAGCGUGGUAUUACUCAUCUCUUCCCUAUUCAGAGAGCUGUGUUGGUACCUGCACUUCAAGGAAGAGAUAUUAUAGCUCGUGCAAAGACAGGAACUGGAAAGACUUUAGCUUUUGGUAUCCCUAUCAUUAAACGUCUCACUGAAGAAGCUGGAGACUACACUGCUUUCAGGAGGUCUGGUCGUCUUCCUAAGUUCCUUGUUCUUGCGCCGACUCGAGAGCUGGCUAAGCAAGUGGAGAAGGAAAUUAAGGAGUCUGCACCUUAUUUGAGUACUGUUUGUGUGUAUGGUGGGGUUUCUUACACCAUUCAGCAGAGUGCUUUGACUCGUGGUGUUGAUGUUGUUGUUGGAACUCCUGGGAGGAUCAUUGAUUUGAUUGAAGGAAGGAGUCUUAAAUUGGGAGAAGUCGAGUAUUUGGUACUUGAUGAAGCUGAUCAGAUGCUUGCUGUUGGUUUUGAGGAGGCCGUGGAAUCGAUUCUUGAGAAUCUCCCAACUAAGCGACAGAGUAUGCUUUUCUCAGCUACUAUGCCUACUUGGGUCAAGAAGUUAGCGAGAAAGUACCUUGACAAUCCCUUGAAUAUUGAUCUGGUUGGAGACCAAGAUGAGAAGCUAGCAGAGGGGAUCAAACUUUAUGCAAUUGCAACCACAUCAACAUCAAAACGCACUAUUCUAAGCGACCUUAUAACAGUGUAUGCGAAGGGUGGCAAGACCAUUGUUUUUACCCAAACAAAAAGAGAUGCAGACGAAGUUUCUCUUGCAUUGUCAAACAGUAUAGCUACCGAAGCACUUCAUGGAGAUAUAUCCCAGCAUCAAAGAGAGAGAACACUCAAUGCUUUCCGCCAAGGGAAAUUCACUGUAUUAGUUGCCACUGAUGUUGCAUCUCGUGGACUUGACAUCCCGAACGUAGAUCUAGUUAUCCACUAUGAACUUCCUAAUGACCCAGAGACUUUUGUGCACCGUUCUGGUCGUACUGGGCGUGCAGGGAAAGAAGGCUCUGCCAUUCUCAUGCACACCAGCAGCCAAAAGAGAACAGUGAGGUCUCUGGAGCGUGACGUAGGCUGCCAUUUUGAAUUCAUUAGCCCACCAACUGUUGGAGACUUGUUGGAAUCGUCAGCAGACCAAGUGGUGGCCACUCUAAAUGCUGUCCACCCUGACUCGAUAAAGUUUUUCUCAGCAACUGCUCAAAAACUAUAUGAGGAAAAAGGAACAGAUGCUUUAGCUGCAGCUCUAGCUCACCUGAGCGGUUUCUCUCAGCCGCCUUCAUCAAGAUCUCUCCUCAGCCAUGAGAAGGGAUGGGUGACUUUGCAAUUGAUCCGAGAUCCAACGAAUGCUAGAGGCUUUCUGUCUGCGAGGUCUGUUACUGGUUUUCUUUCCGAUGUUUACCGUACAGCUGCAGAUGAAGUUGGAAAAAUCUUCUUGAUCGCAGAUGACAGGGUCCAAGGAGCUGUUUUUGAUCUACCAGAGGAAAUCGCGAAAGAGCUCCUAGAGAAAGAAGUGCCAGAAGGAAACAGUUUAUCCAUGAUAACCAAGUUACCUCCACUGCAAGAUGAUGGACCGUCUAGUGAUAACUAUGGACGGUUCUCUAGCAGAGACAGGAUGCCUAGAGGAGGAGGAGGUUCUAGAGGGUCAAGAGGCGGUAGAGGAGGAUCAUCACGAGGUCGUGAUAGUUGGGGAGGUGAUGAUGACAGAGGAAGUAGAAGGAGCAGUGGCGGAGGAAGCAGCUGGUCCCGUGGUGGUAGUAGUUCCAGAGGAAGUUCUGAUGAUUGGUUGAUCGGUGGCAGAAGUUCAUCAAGCAGCAGAGCUCCUUCGCGAGAGAGAAGUUUUGGAGGUUCUUGCUUCAUUUGUGGGAAAUCAGGACACAGGGCAACAGAUUGUCCUGACAAGAGAGGAUUUUAGAGUUAUCUUAGCAAAUGGUUUCUGCUCUUGAGAGAAAGAUCCUUGUCCUUUUUUGGUGUUCUUAAUGCGAAUCUUUUCGUGCUUGCUUCAACCGUUUGUUUCAGACGGUAGAGAAGCAAUCAUGGAGGAGGAUACAUGCUUCAGACAGGGUAGAGCAGAAAAAAAUAAGAGAGGCAGAAGCAAAAGUAAAGGAGAAGGUUUUCCUCAAAUUGGCAUUUUCAGAGAUUGCUUGAGAAACAAGGGAAAGCUGAUGGAUCUUCUUAUGUUAGGGUUAUAAAUUUAUAAUAAUAGUCUUAAUGAUCAGUUUCCAUGUUUCUAAGUUUUUGUAUGAUUUAAGUGGUUUAUUAGUCAGUUUAUUUACACUACUUUUUAUUUUCAGUUUUGUACGUUUCUAUUAUUGUGUUUUGACAGAAGUAACUAUGUCAUUAUAAUAGAAUCGUUUUUGUCUU
Arabidopsis arenosa is the source of this 2744-nucleotide messenger RNA. The record is from the annotation of a GenBank genome assembly. Lineage: Eukaryota; Viridiplantae; Streptophyta; Magnoliopsida; Brassicales; Brassicaceae.